UGUUGUUACCGGAAGUGACGUUUCGGUUCUCCUAGAUCAUAUACUUACUGACGGAUGCCCAGUGGCAGAUUCGGUCGCGACCAUAACUGGUUUAAUGAUCUCGGGGGGAAAUAGUUUUCGGGGGUGGGGAAGAGAAAAGAGACUUCUGCGUAGUGGACCAUCGUCUUCGAGAACCUUUGGGCUAAAGGACCAGUGCUCGAAGCGGGCUGAAAGUGAGGAAUUUGUUGGAGAGAAACAAAAGACCGUUGCGAGUUCCCGCGGGAGUGCUCAAAGAGCCGCUACAAAGAGGGCGGGAAACGGACACAAGGAGCGGGAGGAGAGCGAAAACGAGAGAGCGCUGAGAGAGCGCUAGCGCUGAGAGAGGGCUAGCGCUGAGAGAGGGCAGGGCUGUAAUCUCACAGACUAGGCUGGCCUCAGUGGCAAGGGAAGUCCCGCUUGAAGCGACCUCAAACAGUGACCCUUACUGAGUUUCACUUCUGAAUUUCUUGAAAUUUCAGGGUAAAGUGCCCCGGCGGUGAACAGAAGUACUAGGCAAUACAAUUCAGAGGAAGGAUUGCAGUUUCAGAUCAUACGGAUCUGUCUAUCAUACCUGUUCAUUAUAAAGCACUAUUUGCAUAGAUGUUGCUCACAAACAAUAAUAAUAUGUCUACUCCAGAAACAAGCCUCACUGAGUUUAAUGGAACUUGCUAACAGCCUACACAGAACAAUUCUGUGUAUGUCAGUUCCUGAAGCUAGUACUACUGAGCUUAAUGAGACUUACUGGCAGUCUAUAUUAAGCACUUCCUAGAAUUUGAAAGAAGAAAUAUAACAUGAUAAAAUGGCUACAGGAGAUUUAAAAGGAAACUUGCGUAAAAUAGAGCAAGGACUUCGGCUUUUAAAUUAUCCCAGAGAUGUGGAUUAUGCUGGAUUGGCAAAGGGGGAUCCAUCUGUGUUCUUGCCCAUCAUCAGCUAUUGCUUCACAUCUUUUUCAACAUAUAUUGCAGAGCUUCUAGCGGAAUCCGAUGUGGAACUUACAGCAAAGAGUGACUUACGCUUUAUUGAUGCCAUUUAUAAGGUUCUCCGAGAUCAAUUUCAGUAUAAGCCAGUCCUGUCAAAGCAGCAGUUCCUUCAAUAUGGCUUUGCAGAGAGAAAAAUACAGAUUGUUUGCGACAUUAUUAGUUCCAUCUAUAAAAGGCAUAAAGAAUUAAGUAAUGUGAAUAAGGUGAAAUCCCAGACAAGAAAGAGAACCCAUUCUGUUAAACCUCAGUCACAAGCAAACUACUCUAAUGUUCCUGAUUCUGCAACUAUCUCUACUAUGGAUUUUCAGCAGAAACCUCAGAUAGAUCGUCAUAAAAGUAUGUUGAGCAUGAAUAUCUCUGAAGACAUCAGUGAAGCAUUGGAGGAGGAGGAGGAUGAAGUCGUCUGUACUGCCGAUGCUUCAGACAGUGUAUGUGAGCAGGUCUUGGAGGAUAGUAACAAUGAAAUGCAAGAAUUAAAGUGCCAACUUGCUGAACUGCAGGAGAAGUUUAAUAAACUGAACUGGGUGGAAGACAAAAUACAGGCUUUAGAAGAUAAACUACAGGGAAAGGUUGUUAUAGAUGAAAAGGACUGGAAUAAUUUACUGAGCCGGGUAUUGCUCCUUGAAACACAACUGUUAUUGCUGUCCAAAAAGGCUGACUUACCUGUAGAUUUUAAUAACAUGAGAGAAGAAAAUACCUCUAGCAGAAAUAUGACUCCAGUUUCUCCUGAUAGAGAGAAGGUUGAGCUGCCAGAGAGUCUUCAUCAGUCGUCUGGAUACAGUUCACUGUUAUCUGCAGACCCAUCUCCCAAAGCCAUGGUCGUUAAUAAUCAUGGUCUGUCAGAGGUUUCAAAGGAGACGACAAUACAAAGAAUGGAAAGAAUAAGUAAAAUGAUUGAAGAAACUUCCGAGUUGCUGAAGACAUCAAGUAACACCUCUUAAGAGCAUUCUGUCCUGCACAGCCAGAUAUCUGGAAGCAAUUAUGUAUACCUUUAAAUUUUUAGAGCUAUUUUAAUCUUUUUGUGAUUCUUUUAUGACUGAAAUUAUAUAAAGCUAUCCAUAUUUAUGAAAAUAAAUAUUUUGUAAUAUCUUUGA
Messenger RNA from Rhineura floridana, 2092 nucleotides. RefSeq names its product centrosomal protein 44 (gene CEP44). The transcript is spliced from 12 exons. Gene Ontology annotation, cellular component: spindle pole; centrosome. Bases 818 to 1939 code for a protein of 373 amino acids. NCBI's taxonomy places the organism in Eukaryota, Metazoa, Chordata, Lepidosauria, Squamata, Rhineuridae. The record is from RefSeq and is a predicted model, not a curated record.